Molecule: messenger RNA, 4164 nt
Organism: Pseudocercospora fijiensis CIRAD86
Lineage: Eukaryota; Fungi; Ascomycota; Dothideomycetes; Mycosphaerellales; Mycosphaerellaceae
Exons: 6
Coding region: 1-4134 (1377 amino acids)
Biological process (GO): glutathione metabolic process
Cellular component (GO): cytosol
Molecular function (GO): 5-oxoprolinase (ATP-hydrolyzing) activity
Source: RefSeq, a predicted model, not a curated record
AUGCAGGCACAGCUUACGUCGACUACGAAUUACACAUGUCGCCUGGGCGUGGAUGUUGGAGGCACAUUCACCGAUGCUUGCGCCUUCUCUCCUAAAGGGAAGAUAUACAGAGCCAAGGUCGCAUCCACACCUCAUGACCAGUCGAUCGGCGUCCAAAAUGCCAUCGAGAAAGUCAGAGGCGUCAUACAGGCCGAAGAGACGUUCGACGGCAAGUUUGGCUCCCUUCACCACGGAAGCACAGUCGCAACCAAUGCUUUGCUCGAGGGGAAAGGCGUACCGGCGGCUUUGAUCGUGACCGAAGGCCAUAAAGACGUCCUGGUCGCUCGACGCUCUCAAAUCCCCGGAGGCCUUGCAGCAUGGAUCAAUUGGACCCCGCCUGCCCCUUUGAUACCACUGGAAAGAACAAUACAAGUGUCAGAAAGAAUUGGGGUGGGCGGCCAGGUCGUCAGAUCUGUGGACAAGGACAAGUUGAGAAGGGAGCUUCUCGGCGUGAAAGGCAAAGUACAGGCCGUCACUGUCAGCCUGCUGAACUCGUGGGUUGACGGCUCCCACGAGAAGGAAGUAGCAGAGGUUGUAAAGGAAGUGCUCGGCAAAGAAGUAGAGGUAUCAUUGUCGCAUGAAGUGCUUCCUGAAUUGGGAGAAUAUGAAAGGACCGUUACAGCCGCAGCGAACUCCGUGGUAAAGCCUGAAGUCAAGCGGUAUAUGGCUGGUCUUCGAGACAAGCUCACGAACGACACUUCAACUGUCCGUAUCUUAAAGAGCGAUGGAGGAUUGACAAACCUUGAUCUGGCAGGCCGGCUCCCAGUGAACAUUCUGAUGUCCGGACCAGCCGGUGGAGUGAAAGGAAUCACUAGUAUCAUCGCGAAAGCGACUGAGCACAAGAAUCUCAUCUCUCUGGAUAUGGGCGGCACUUCCACGGACGUUGCAUUGAUUGCCAACUCACAGCCUUCGUUGCGGAGAGAAACCAUGGUAGGCGAUCUGGCUGUGCGAUCACCGUCUGUAGACGUGAGGACGAUCGGUGCUGGUGGUGGUAGUCUGGCAUUCUAUUCACAGCUGACAAACUGUCUGCGAGUUGGGCCAGAGUCAUCUGGGGCUAACCCAGGGCCAGCUUGCUAUGGCAGAGGUGGCACACAGGCGACGGUAACCGACGCAAAUCUCGUGCUCGGCUACCUGCCAGAGACCCUCCUGGAUGGCGAAUUCAAGCUAGAUGUGGCAGCUGCUCGUGCUGCUGUAGACAAGCUCGCAAAGGAGAUGGGAAAGACGCUGUACGAGACGGCAGAAGCGAUAAUUGAUCUGGCCAACGAGGCUAUCUAUGGCGCGCUUCGCUUGGUGUCUGUCGAGAGAGGAUACAACCCGGCUGACUUCGCGCUUGUGGCUUUCGGCGGCGCAGGCCCAAUGUGUGCCAAUGCUGUGGGCAAGCUCCUGGGAGCAUGGCCCGUCAUUGUUCCAGCCGCACCAGGCAUCCUUUGCGCUCAAGGUGAUGCUACCACAAAGAUGAGCCAUGAGCUUUCGGCCUCAUACAUCCAUCUGCUACGAUCUACCACAAUGGAGAGCAUCGGCAAGGAAUACAAGAUCCUCAAAGACAAGUGCGAAGCAACAAUGAAGGAAGCUCUGGACAUCAAGGAGCCACUUCUCGAUGUGGUCUAUGGCGCUGCACUAAGAUAUAAGGGCCAAGCACUCGAACUAGGUAUAACACUUUCAGAGGAGGAUCUCGGAAAGCCAAUGGAGGAGUUCGAGAAGAUUGCUCAUGAGAAGUUCGACAAGAUCCACGAACAGCAAUUCUCUUACACGCUAGAGAACUUCUCAUUGGAGCUCACGAGACUUACAGUCACCAUUACGGAUGCAUCGCCAGAUGUCGAGAUUCCAAAGAUUCCCUUGGCCGAGUCGGAAACUCCACCAGAAUCUGCGAUACUGGAGAAGAAAACCAUCGUAGUCCAAGGCAAAGAGCACAACGCAACAUUCUGGAGUCGGUCUGCAAUCACCAAAGAAGGGUUCAAAGUGCUCGGACCGGCCGUGGUUGUGGAGAUGGACAGCAACACCCUCAUCGCCCCAGGUUUCCAGGCAAUCGUCGAUUCGGUUGGAAACCUGUGCAUCUCACCAAUGCCAGGUAAUGAGGUUCCCACAUUCAAGUCCAAGUUCGAAAGCAUCGUCUCCGACAAGUCACCAGAAGAGCAAGCUGCCGAGGCCAGAAAGACCGUCGAGGAAAUUCCCACGAUCCCGACUCUGAUCUCUAGCUCUCUUGCCUCCAUUCGCGCCGAGAUGGACACACUGAUGCUCCGAUGCUCGAUGUCGCCAGCCAUUCGUGAGCAGCAGGACGAAUUCAACGUCAUCACCAACGCAGGAGGCAAAAUGUUGGUGGGACAAUUCGGAUCUUUCAUCGGGCAAUUCAUGAAGAUCUGGGCGUACAAAGUUAGCAAAGGCGACGUCGACGACUUCGAAGAGGGCGAUGUCUUCGUCACGAACGAUACCUACGAAGUCGAAGGCGCGGUAUCUCAUCUCAACGAUGUCAUCGUCUUGUUGCCCAUCUACUACGAGCAUAAGCUCGUUGGUUGGGCUGCGAACUUUGGGCAUAUGACAGAUGUGCAAGGUCAAGUUCCUGGUUCCAUGUCCAUCAAUGCGCAGACCAUUUUCGACGACGGCCUUCAAAUUCCUACGAUGAAGCUAUUCGAGAAGGGAAAGAUGAACAAGUCCAUCGUCGAGCUCAUGUGCCGCAACAGCCGUCAACCGGAAUGGCUUCGCUCUGACUUACUGGCCCUCAUUUCCGCUUGCCGCACAGCUGCUACCAGAGUCUGUGAACUUUGUACGAGAUUCGGACCGGAAGUUUACAAGGCCUCUACAGACAUGCUCCUCCAGCGAACCAGGACCGCCAUCAGCAAGAUCGUUGAAGAGCAUAUGUCUGAUGAGACAUCUACCUUCGUCGACUUUGUUGACGAUGAUGGUCACAGCAAAGGCCCUUUCGCUGUCAAGUGCACGCUGAGCAAGCCUGCAAAGAACAAGUUGAAGUUCGACUGGCAUGGCACCAGUCCUCAGGCAAGCAGCAGUAUCAACUACUAUCUGAGCGAGACCAUGUUCAAGAUGUUUGUGGGAUACUACCUCCUAGCAGUGUACUCGCCAUACACCAUUCCAAAUGAUGGAUUCCACGAUCUGGUCGAAGUCGACAUCCCGCUCGGGUGCAUUUUGAAGCCGGUCCGGCCAGCUGCGAUCUCAUGCAGAACGCAUUUCCUUGGACGAGUCAUGGACGUCAUGCAGGCACUCUUUGGCCAAAAGAAUUCUUCGUUCAUGACUGCAGCCGGCUUCAGUGACUCGCCUCACUUCUUCUACUCGGGAUUCAAGCCUAAUGGAGAAUGGUAUCAGCUAUACCAAAUUGCUUUCGGCGGAGUACCUGCACGUCCCAAGGGCGAUGGUCCCGACUGUCAUUGCUUGUUCCCAGCAAUCAAGAGCGUACCGACCGAGUCCAUUGAACUCAACUUCCCUGUUCGACUUGACGUCAACGAGGCUGUUGCGGACAGUGGUGGAGCUGGCUUCCACCGUGGCGGAAAUGCUCAGCUUACCAAGUAUCACUUCUUGUCUGCUGGUGAGUUCAGCUUGCACGACGACAGAUGGUUUACCAAGCCUUGGGGUGUUCGAGGCGGAAAGCCAGGAAGCCGAAGCCGUAAGGCCAUUCACAGAUCUGAUGGCACGAUUGAAAUGCUGCAGUCCAAGUGCGAUCACGUCAAGGUGAAGCCAGGAGACGUUUUAGAAUGGCAGACAUGGGGAGGUGGAGGGCUCGGCGACCCUCUUACUCGGCCGGCUGAGACCGUUGCUCUGGAGGUCAGGAGGAAGCUCGUCACAGUGGAAGGAGCCAAGGCCAACUAUGGCGUUGUCAUCAACCCUGUGACUCUCGAGCUUGAGGAGGCCGCGACGGAAACUCUGCGCGCCGACAUCGAGAAGGCAGAGGCAGGCGUUGAAGCUGCUUUGUAUGACCGUGGUGGGACUGUUGCUGAGCUGGUUGCAAAGUGCAAGAAGGAUACAGGCUUCGAUGCGCCGACGCCUCAGUGGGAGGAGGAGAUCUAUGGUCCUCAUUGCGCACUCCCAUAUGUGCGGGAGUGGUACAAGCAGGCUCGCGAGGAGAAGUACCAGAUGUGGGGUGUAUAGUCCAUGUUGUCAAGUUACACGUUCUCGAUU